Messenger RNA from Trichoplusia ni (cabbage looper), 839 nucleotides. It is a transcript of the gene hJHBP, whose product is annotated as juvenile hormone-binding protein-like. The record is from RefSeq and is a predicted model, not a curated record. The transcript is spliced from 5 exons. Bases 74 to 811 code for a protein of 245 amino acids. NCBI's taxonomy places the organism in Eukaryota, Metazoa, Arthropoda, Insecta, Lepidoptera, Noctuidae.
ACUAACGAAAGUGUGGUUUUAGUAUUAGUGGUCAGUAUCUAAUUACUCCUCAUUUGAUCGGUACGUCUGCAACAUGGCUGCAUUUAGGAGCCUUUUACUGCUUUCUUUAGUCUACUCUGUAAUUGGAAAUGAAGCCAAUUUUUUCGACCCCUGUUACAAAGAUGACAUCAAUUGUUUGAGUGCAGCAACAGAAGCCUUCUUAGAGAAGACACACAAUGGAGUUGAUGGUUCCCAAAUUAAAGCUAUUGACCCCUUCAUUAUUCCUGAAUUGGAAGUCCUCGUGGACGAAGAGAUGGGUCUGCUGUUCAAGUUUACCAAUCUUAGUGUAACUGGUUUAAAAAAAUUGCAGAUCUUGGAUUACAAAAUGGACACGGACAAGAAAUCAGUGGUAUUAAAAACGAAAGCUGAUUUGAACAUCAUCGCUGACCUGAACAUCAAAUUUACUAAGAAGAACAACAAAAGUUUCGAUGGCCUCUAUAAAGCUACUACAACCGCUUCAGGAACCUCCAAUUACGGCUACAGCCUGGUGAAAAAAGGAGAUAACGAAAUAUAUUUUGAAGUGGGACCCGAAACAAACACAUGCGAAAUUAUUGAGGAACCCACGGUGACCGUUGGAGAUGAAUUACAGGCAGCUUUACUCAACGAUAAUGAUGCAAGGCAGCUAAAAUCACCCUACGAAGAAAACAAAGUCAACCUCAGAAAGAAAACUUUAUGCAAGAUCGUAGAUUCCGCCUAUGUUGUCGUCAUAAAUAACUUAAGGACCUUAGCAACAACCUUACCAGCCAAACGCUUCUUCCUCGGUCUUUAUUAAAACUGUUAUGAGUAAAUUCUACGUUUUG